Molecule: messenger RNA, 962 nt
Organism: Branchiostoma floridae (Florida lancelet)
Lineage: Eukaryota; Metazoa; Chordata; Leptocardii; Amphioxiformes; Branchiostomatidae
Exons: 4
Coding region: 101-451 (116 amino acids)
Source: RefSeq, a predicted model, not a curated record
CUGCUAUGGAGGCUAAAUUCUGACUAUCUUUCAGAUUUUCAGCGAUCAUGACGUCAGUUUCCUGAACGCACCUUCAAAGGAUAAGGCAUUUGAGUUGCUGAUGCUGGAUGAUGCUGGAAAUCUGACGACAGACAAGCUGAGGAAAAUCUACGAGAACGUCGGUCCUCUGCAGCUGGCCAGGCGUAGCUUCCUGGGGCUCAGGCAGGUCUCAACUCCGCGCCAGUAUUUCGGCACCAUGCUGGAAUUCGUGGGACGUACAAGCGACAUAUCUGAGGAGGAUAUCCAUAGGUCCGUUGCCAUAGAUGUGGACUAUGUGGGCACCAUGGAUUUUGACAUGGCACCUGCAGACAUGGAGUUUCUUAUGAGGCAAGGAGCAGCAGCGACUGUUGCUUUUCUCGAGGAAAAGAAGCAGCUUAAGGAUAAGCAAAAGAAGGACGGCAUGGAAAUGUAAACAAGACUGGAAUCUUAAUUGAAGAGUCCAAGCAACAGGCUUUAUAGUUCGAACUAUAUAGUAGUUAUCUUAAUUUUGCGCCAUAUAUCGGUACUGGCAUUUCCCUUUACUUUAAUGAGACUGUCCUAUGUAUGGGAGGUAAAGGCGUUAGCUUUUCUAAUGAAAGAAAGGGUUAAGGAAUACCUUAUAAUUUUGAUUACUUAAGCAAUCCAAGCAACUGGCGAAGUAGUUCUUUGACUUGUACCACAUGCAUCGGCACUGGUAUCUACCAUAUGUUUCAAUGAGGCUCUUUUCUGUAUGCGAAUUAUCAAAGACGUAAUAUGUUCCUUUGAAUGCAAAAAUUAAGGACUACUUAUUCAUUAUACCCAGGAGGAUAUAACCUAGCUGAUUAUAAUCAAGUAAUCCUGACAGGCUAUUGCAAUAAUGACUUUGCUUUAAAUUUUUACAUCAUUUGUUUUACAUGCUCUGUAUUCAUCUAGUAAAAAGGAAUAAACAGAAAAUAUAUACAAAA